Messenger RNA from Tripterygium wilfordii, 2060 nucleotides. Its product is annotated as actin-related protein 2/3 complex subunit 2B. Gene Ontology annotation, molecular function: structural constituent of cytoskeleton; actin filament binding. Bases 34 to 1290 code for a protein of 418 amino acids. The transcript has 10 exons. NCBI's taxonomy places the organism in Eukaryota, Viridiplantae, Streptophyta, Magnoliopsida, Celastrales, Celastraceae. Gene Ontology annotation, cellular component: Arp2/3 protein complex; actin cytoskeleton. Gene Ontology annotation, biological process: Arp2/3 complex-mediated actin nucleation; actin filament polymerization. The record is from RefSeq and is a predicted model, not a curated record.
AGUUGCUUCAAAGCUUUCUUUCCAACUGCAAAAAUGAUAGCAACAUUGAACUUGUGUUUUACUCAAACCCUUCUUAUAUUGAUAGAACCUCACUUCACUUCAGUACCACUAAUGAGUGCCUGCUGUUUGGGAGCUGGGAAAUUUUUUGAGAGAGCUGAGUUUCAGCGUUUCCCGGCGAUGGCUGCACGUUGGGACAAGUCUUCGCCGGCUCUCAAGCAAAUCCUGCUCAAAUUAUACCGCAGUGAAAAGCCCGUGGAGAUUGAUCAUCACUUAUAUGAGUUUGGCUCUGUGGAAUACCACAUUCAGUGUUCAGUUUCCAGUGCACAAGACAUCUACUUGUCAAUAUCAACCCCACCACUGUCCCAAGGAGUCAUGCAAUCUCAUGGGCUCUCUCCAAAUACAAUACAGAUGGUGAAGGAUUACUGUUCUGAUGCUGUAGAGAUUGUUGAACCUGCAAAAGAAGGAUACCACCUUACUAUGAAAAUCAACUUUUCCAAGAUUCCACGUAAAAAAGACUCUGAAAAAGUGAUUGGGCAAAUUUCCUCCGUACAAGCAGUAAUCCUAAGUUCUCAGUUGAAAGAAAUGCUAAGUAAUGUCAACAUCCAGGAUUCAACGCAAGGAAUGUACAAGCCAAUAAAACUUGUCUAUCACCCACGAGAGCCAUUCUACGUCAUCAAACAGCCACAAAAAAUCACUGCAGUAUUCCCGAUGCGUUUCAAAGAAUAUUCAGACGUGAUCAUUGCAACAGCUUUCUUCCAGGAACUUAUGGAUGAGGGAAGUUCAGAAAAAUGGUCUAAAGCACCACCUUGCUCCUGGUCACCAAUCCCUCCUCCAGAACUUAGAGGAGAAUCUUUUGAGGAUUUGAGCACCAAUGGGGGAUUUGUCUCUUUUGAUAUUUCUUCACAUCAUGUUGAAGGUAAAAAACUAGACAAAACCGUAUGGAAUCUUUCGAACUUCUAUGGCUAUGUGAAAAGACAUGUAAAGUGCACCAGAGGCUACAUACAGAGAAGGAUGCGAAGGUGUAUGGAAAGUUUGGUUGAGGUCCUGCAGAAGGCAAGCCUAAAGGAUGACAAACAUAAUGAAGAGGUUCAAGAGGCAGGAUGCAGGUACAUGCAAAAACUGGUGAAGUUGUCAAAAACAAAGAUCCUUAAACGAAGAUGUAGUGAUUUCACCAAAAAGAUCAAGAGAAUCCGUUCCCGAAUAAAAAUUCAUGGACGUGUCCAGCUACAGCGACGAUGGUUGGCAAUGCCAAAGUUUUCUUCCCGAAUGGGAUAUAGAAAAUUAGAUUAAUUUAGUUUCGAUAUUUAUAAUAUCAUGUUAGAUGCAGUAUGAGCACCUUAAAAAUUAAGCUUUUGUAUGACAAUGUAUAAAUUUGUGGUUGUAUUUUCAUUAAUCCAUAUCAAUCUAACAUAAGUACCGACUGUGCUUCAGAUUAGAAAGUCUUGGAACCAUCCCACAUCUAAUCACUGAAUACAAAUAGCAUGCAAAUCAAGGCUUAAUCACUAACUCACAAGAAAUCGACAAAUAUCCAGCAUUCCUAUGGUUGGCAUAUGUCAAAGAUUAAAAUGGGAAACGAAUGCAGGGAAGUAAUGGUUUUUCCAAGUAACAAAAAACAGGAAUAUGGAACCAUCAUAAGAUAAAUAAAAAAUUUUAAAAAAAGAGCACUUUUUUUUUCUAUGAACGCUAGACAAGUAGACAACCUCUCCACGUAUUAUGUGGGGGUAAGGUCCACGUAAAUCUUACUUGUCCCCGACCCCACCCAUUGGGGAGCCUUGUACACAGGUGUUGUUUACCUUUUGGUAGACAAGUAGACAACCCUUCAUAUUCUCAAAGUAUGACAUAAUUGCAGCAAUUGCCAAAUAUAAAUUCAAGAGUGUCAGGCCAAUGGAGGAAAAUAUGAGUGAGUGGUCAUGUGCCAUUUUACAUAGCAGUUUAUGUUGCAGCUCAAUUAGCUUACACACACAAAAAAAAACAGUGGAGCUAGUCUAUUUUUCAAUGGCAUGCCAAUUAAGGGCCUAUAAGAAAUUCAAAAUAGCACCAGAGAAAAAAAAAUAGAGCAU